Molecule: messenger RNA, 3377 nt
Organism: Rosa chinensis
Lineage: Eukaryota; Viridiplantae; Streptophyta; Magnoliopsida; Rosales; Rosaceae
Product: FRIGIDA-like protein 4a
Exons: 4
Coding region: 2405-2995 (196 amino acids)
Source: RefSeq, a predicted model, not a curated record
GAACCAACCUUUCACCUUGAUCACAUUUGCUCAGUGAGAAGAAAUUGAGCUCUGUUCUCCGGUAAAGUUUCCAUCUUUAAGGUUUUGAAGAAGUUAAAGACCAAGCCUUUGCUCUAGUUUUGAUUCACAUUUGAUCAGUGAGAAGAAAUUGAGCUCUGUUUUGUGGUGAAGUUGGCAUCUUUAGGGUUUUGAAGAAGUUUGAUGACGGAAGCUGGAGCGGGUUUUGACCGGGUCCUGGGGCUAAUAGAGCUGGCGAAGAAGCUGGAAGGUGAAGAGUUGAAGCUGCGGCGUGAUUCGGAAGCGGAAGGGAUCGAUGGAGAUUGAAAAAGGUAAGAGCCAGCUGAACUUUCUUAAUUUAAAGAUUUGAGGAAAAGAAUAGAGAGAAGCGGAUAGAUGAGCUUGAGAAGAUGGUUAGGGUGAAUGAUGAUGUGAAGUUGAGAGAGGAGGAGUUGAAGGGGUUUAGAGGAGAUGAUUGCGAAAUGUGAUGAGGAGGUGAGGUUGAAGAAGGGGAGGAUUAGUUUGAUUCAGAAAUCGAUGAUGGAAUGUUCGUAUACGUUGGAAGCGAGAGAGGGGAAGAUCAGGGAGAGUAUGCCUUUUGGUUUGGUGACGAAGGCUAUGGAGGGGUGGUGUUGUAAAGUUGAGAUGAAGGAGAGGGAGCUAGAGGGGUGUGUGGCGAAACUCGAAUUUGAAACAAGAAGUGGAGUGGAAAAUUGGGGAACUUGAGUUGAUUGAGAAGAGGGUGUGGAUGAUGUGGAGUUGAAAGUUAAGCAUUUUGAUGCAGUUGAAAAAUCGAUACAGGAAGGGAGACAGCAGUUGGAUGCACUGCAAAAGUCGGUGCGUGAGGGCGAAAAGAAUUUGGAUUCAGUUCGAAUGGCAGCAGAGGAGCGUGAGAAGAAGCUUUUGGACUCGAUAGGCCAGGGACUUGAAAGGAAAGAGAGGGAACUCGAACAGCAGGCCAAUGAGCUUGAGUUUAAAAAGAGAAAAUUUGAAUUGAGAGUUGAGGAAGUUAAUUCAAAGGAUAAGAGGGUCAAUGAACGCCUCAAUGAGGUUGAAUUGAAUGAAAUUCUUUUGGAAUCAUUUGGAGAAUCAAUACAAAAAGACAGAGAGCAUUUGGAUUUGGUCCAAAUGUUGGCAGCCGAGCGUGAAAAGCAGUUGGAUUCACUCCAAACAUUGGUGCAACAUCGUGAAAACAAUUUGUUUUCACUUCAAAAAUCAGUACAAGAGCGUGAAAAAAAGUUGGAUUCACUAUCCGAUGGACUUCAAAGGAGAGAAAGGGAACUUGAAAAGCAGGCCAAAGAUCGAGCUUGAAUUGAAGCAGAGACAAUUUGAUUCUCAAAGGAAGGCUAAGCAUUUGGAACCUACCUCUGCUGCUAAAAAUGCUAGUGUUGUUUCAUCUACAAGAGAUCAAUCCUGGAACAACAUGGAUGGUAGAAGCUUACAGUUGGUCAUGAAUGAGCAAGUGGAAAAAAUUGACUUGACAGGUAGCCGAAUGUCAGCUGUUCUACAAGCAUCAUCAGACCCCACAAAAUUGGUCUUGGAUUCAAUGCAAGGGUUUUAUCCGUCAAAUCUUACUGUGGAAAACAGAGAGUUUGAGUCACAUUAUCCUCAGGUGAGAGAAGAAGCAGUGAAAUUGGCAGUUACCGCUGAUAAUAGUUGGGACUUGGGAGGCUUUGGGCUUUUUGCGUCUUAUCACUACGUAUGAAUUGACAAGUAUUUAUGAUAUGAGGGAGCUUCAAAUUCUUCUUGCUAUGGUUUCUCAGCCAGAACAAGCUGCUGAAUUAAGUAGGGCACUUGGUAUCAUAUAUAAGGCACCUGGGACGAAUGUGGUUUCUUCCAUUGUCAAGAUUGAGCGAUCAGAAUCUUCGCUGGCCAGAAAUGAAGCAACUCUUUCUCCUCGAAAUAAAUAUUUACAGAAUGAAAGGAUUGUUUCUCUUCCUUCUAUUGUCAAGACUGAGGGACCCAAAUAUUUUGGGGCUAGAUCUGUAGCAACUAUAUCUUCACCAAAUAAUGCUGAGGGACCAGAAUCUUUGCUGGCUAGAAAUGAAGCAACUCCUUCUCUUCCGAAUAAAUAUUUACAGAAUGAAAGGAUUGUUUCUCUUCCUUCCAUUGCCAAGACUGGGGGACCCAAAUCUUUUGGGGCUAGAUUUGCAGUAACUCUUUCUUCACCAAAUAAUGCUGAGGGACCAGAAUCUUCACUCACUAGAAUUGCAGCAACUCUUUCUUCACCAAAUAAUGCUUUACACUUUUACAGGAAAAUCUGUUGGUCACUCUUAAAUCAUCAUCAGACCCUGCAAAACUUGUGUUGGAUUCGACGCAAGGGUCUCUUACGUAUUACUGGAGAAAUGGAGAUGUUAGUUCCAAAGAAAAGGUUGUAUCUGGUAACAUUACUCUAUUGAAGAUUCUAAUGGGACUUUCAACACAUGUUGGACCUCAUCUGAAAGAAAAUGCAAAAAAUCUAGCAUCCCAGUGGAAAGAAAAGUUGAGAGGUGAUACUGAAAAUUCAUUGGAGAGUUUGGGGUGUUUGCUGUUUAUAGCUGUGUAUGAAUUGCUUGGAACCUUACAUGAAGAUGAGAUUGUAAUGCUUCUUAGAAGGGUUUCGCAGCAUAAACAGUCUCUAGAGUUAUGUCAGACACAUGGUUUUGCAGAUUAUAUCCCUGAUUUUAUACGGAAGCUUAUUGAAAAGAAGCCACUGAUGGAGGCUGUUAGAUCUAUUUGUGCCUUCAAAUUAUUUGACAAGCUCCCCCCAGUGCCACUCUUAAAAGAAUAUGUGGAUGAUGUAAUGAUGUGUUCCGAAGUAAUUUGCGGGUCACAGAUGAUACCUGAUGAAAAGGAUAAGGCUCUGAAUGGUAAAAUAGCUGAUCUGAGAGCUGCCAUUCAAUGCAUCAAAAAUUACGACCUCGAGUCUGAAUACCCGUCCAAGACUGUUGAAUUGCAAAUAAUUCAGCUUGAAAUGCUGAAGGAAAAAUGGAGGAGUUUGGCUAGUACCCAAAGUUGAACAAGAAGAGAGAAAAAGGAAGAAGCCUUGUACUAGCUCUUCUGCCCCAAAGUUACAACCAGGUAAGGUGCCGAAAAUAAAGUUCGUCUUCAGUGGUUCGAGACCUUAAUGUGAAGCUCCACUCGUCCGAACUACGAAGGAACGGUUUACAUUGUAAUCCGGGGAUAUACCCUUUCCCUCUGCAAAUUGGUGAAUAUAGUCUACGUACCAUGCACUCCUAAUUGCAUUCAUGUCGCAGCUUUUAGGAAAAGCUCAUGUAUUUUGACUGAACUGUUGGUAGAAACUAGAAGGUCACCCUUGACAUAGGUAAAAUAUGUAUGUUGUGGUGCUUGAAAUGGUAUCCAUUGUUAAUUGGUCUGGUAUUAGCUUGUCUGAUAUUCCA